UGCGUGCGCGUUUGUGUGCGUGUCAUUGUGCGAGAGCGUGUGACGUAGCGCCAGUAGCGACAUAGCAGCAGCAGCAGCGAGCGGUUCGCGACGGUCGGAGUGUGAAGCCUUCUCAUCUUGUGUGCACAAAACAGGCGCGACAAUCGUAGUAGACAGAGCCGCGGAAAACAGUCAACAGUGGCCUGAACGUAGAAUCUUCCUGAAACCAAAGCAACUUCGGAGGCAUAGUGCGAGCGAGUGGAGCCAGCAAGAAGGAAAAAAAGGGAAAACAAACAAACAUGUCCGACAGCAAGGGUUACGCCGUGAACGAUCUCGUUUGGGCCAAAAUGAAGGGCUUCUCACCGUGGCCCGGCCGGAUCGCCGUUCCACCAGCGGAGUUGCGACGCAUCGCGGUAAAAAAGAGCAAUCCCGUGCAAUGUAUCUUUUUCUUCGGUUCCAACAACUAUGCGUGGAUCGAGGAAACGCAGAUCAAACCGUACGUUGAGUUCAAGGACAAACUGCUCAGCUUGUGCAAAACGGCCCAGUUCAAGGAUGCCGUGAGGCAGAUUGAAGAUUUUAUGGUUAAUCCGGAGAAAUACCAAUCACUGUUUACGGGUGAAAAUGAAGCGGCCAACCGACCCGAUCCGGACGCGGAGUUUAACAAGCUCCGCGAAGGCGGUUCGGUCAGCGGCACGGAAGAAAGUGGUGAAGCCGAAAAUUCACCGUCGGUAAACAAUACCACGACACCGGCGGCCCUAGAGUCGGUCGAGGAGCUCGGCAGCACGCCGCUGUCCGUUAAGAAGUCGGCCGCGAAGAAGAAAGUACGUGCCUCGUUGCCUAUCAAGCUGAAUGUCGACAAAGUUGUGACGUCUCCAGCGAAGAUGCGGGCGCCCGGCGGCAAAGCUAAGGCAACCACUACCCUGCUGGUGGAUGAUGAAACGAGUCCGUCGGCCACGCCGAAGCGCAAGAAAAAGCUAGGAAACGACAGUACGGCCGACUUAGCCUCGCUCGUUAUCGAUAGUUACUCGAGCUCCAUUCGGCGCAAUGCUCCGAUUGCGCACCUUCUCAACCGCCCGACCGUGGCCCGGCCGGCCACGCCCGAGAUCGACAUGUCGAGUGUUUCGGACGCGGUCCAGUCGCGCAACAUCAAGGCGUCGGACCUAAAGUUUGGCUUCCUCGGGCUCGGCAUUAUGGGCUGCGGGAUCGUGAAGAAUCUGAUCAAAUCGGGCCACUCGGUCGUGGUGUGGAACCGGACCGCCAGCAAGUGCCGCAAGUUCGCCGAUGUUGGUGCCGUGAUCGCGGACACCCCAUCCGAUGUCGUCGAAAUGACGGACGUUACGUACUCGUGCGUAUCGGACCCGCAGGUUGCAAAGGAUCUUGUCUUUGGCAACUGUGGCGUCAUGUCGGCGACACUGUCCGGCAAAGGGUACGUCGAAAUGACGGGUGUCGAUCCCGAAACGUCGCAAGACAUUGCCGAGGCCAUCAUCUCCAAGGGGGGUCGCUAUUUGGAGGCUCAACUUCAAGGCUCGAAAAACCAGGCUGAGGAGGGCACCCUCAUCAUACUGGCCAGUGGCGAUCGGCUGCUGUUCGAAGACUGUCAAAGCUGCUUCGAGGCGAUUUCGCGCAACUCGUUCUUCCUCGGGGACGUGGGCAACGCGACAAAGAUGAAUCUGGUACUGCAGAUGAUUUCCGGCAUUUCGUUAACGGCGAUCGCCGAAGGACUAGCACUCGCCGAUCGAGCGGGACUGCAACAAAAGGACGUGCUGGAAGUGAUGGAACUGACGACCAUGUCGUCGGAGAUGUUCCAGGAAAAGGGAAAUGCAAUCAUUAAGGGAGAGUUUCCGACGCACCAAGCACUGAAGCACAUGCAGAAGGACCUGAAGCUGGCCCUCAGUCUGGCGGACGGUCUGGAACAGUCUCUGCCUAUUGCGGCUGCCUCGAACGAGGUCUUCAAGCAUGCCAAGCGCCUUGGGUACGGCUCGCACGAUGCCAGCGCUGUUUACGUUCGGGCGCGGUUUUAACAGCGACCACAGACCACAGCCAACGGUGGCGAAGAAGACGACGACAAAUAGAUCCCGACAAAGAUGCUCGUAGCGGGCAUCGCGAGCGUCAGAAGCAGCAGAAAAACAGAGAGCAGAGGGAAAGAUAAGGGUUUGUUAGGAAUGAGUUUAUAUUUUAAUUUUUUUUACAUUACCUUUGGAAGUGUUUUCGCGCGAAACCAAAUAUUGCAAAAAAAGAACGAAGGGCCUACCCCCGCGUGGGGGUAGAAAGAUAGAUUUGAAGACGAAGGUGGGUUCGUUUGUGUAAAAUGUGUCCCCAUGAAGUACUUUACGGUGCACUGUGCUUUACCUACAUACUAUCGUUUCUUCGAUACCCGAUUUCACUGAUUCGGCUCUGUCAAUCGUUAUUCCUUCGAUCAAACGACGGAUUCAAUCGAAUGACGAAUCCGAGACGCUGGCAAAGAUGCGCCGAAAGGGAGAGAGAUAGACAUAGAGAGCUUAUAUUUUCCUAAUACAAAAGAAAACCGUCAUCAUCAUCAUGGUUGAAAGGCGCGCUUGGGCCGGUAGCUGCCCUGUGGCUACCGGUAGCGUCCGUCGGAAUAUCUACGCACGCAUAAAUGCAUACAUAGUGUUACAUAUUUUCUUUUACUUUUGAUAAACUGUCACGAUUUAAAAAUAUUUUUCCUUCUGACCCCACAAA
This is a messenger RNA of Anopheles cruzii, 2679 nucleotides long. It is a transcript of the gene Ndf, whose product is annotated as cytokine-like nuclear factor N-PAC. Gene Ontology annotation, molecular function: NADP binding; NAD binding; oxidoreductase activity, acting on the CH-OH group of donors, NAD or NADP as acceptor. Bases 279 to 2000 code for a protein of 573 amino acids. The transcript is spliced from 9 exons. Lineage: Eukaryota; Metazoa; Arthropoda; Insecta; Diptera; Culicidae. The record is from RefSeq and is a predicted model, not a curated record.